Molecule: messenger RNA, 1615 nt
Organism: Drosophila innubila
Lineage: Eukaryota; Metazoa; Arthropoda; Insecta; Diptera; Drosophilidae
Gene: eEFSec
Product: selenocysteine-specific elongation factor
Exons: 2
Coding region: 60-1598 (512 amino acids)
Biological process (GO): selenocysteine incorporation
Molecular function (GO): GTP binding; translation elongation factor activity; GTPase activity
Source: RefSeq, a predicted model, not a curated record
ACCGGGUGGCAGUCUUCCUCACUGUUUCCAAACAGUGUCAACAACUUUUUAUUUUUAAAAUGAUAACAAACUUCAACAUCGGAUUGUUGGGGCAUGUGGACAGUGGGAAAACGACACUAGCCCGUGCUCUUAGUUCCAUAUCGAGCACAGCAGCCUUUGACAAGAAUCCACAGUCCGUUGAACGUGGAAUAACUCUUGAUUUGGGCUUCAGUGCACUUGUUUUGGAUUCACCAAAAGAUGAGAAACUGCAGCUCACAUUUGUGGAUUGUCCCGGCCAUGCAAGUCUCAUUCGCACCAUCAUUGGAGGUGCACAGAUCAUUGACUUGAUGCUGCUCGUGGUGGACGCCCAGAAGGGAAUACAAACGCAGACAGCGGAAUGUUUGGUCAUUGGCGAGCUGCUGGGAAAGAAACUCCUGGUGGUGAUUAACAAAAUCGACACUCUUCCCAAGGAACAGCGGGAAUCCAAGUUGGAGAAACUACGCAGCAGAUUGAAGAAGACUCUGGCGGGCACAUCAUUUGGGGAUCAAGUUCCAAUCUACAGCGUGUCCGCAUUGGAAGGCGACAAUAUUGAGGAACUCCGUGAAGGACUCUCCAACGCCUACUCUGUACCCCAGAGGGAAAUUGAGGCACCUCUGCUCAUGUAUGUGGAUCACUGCUUUGCCAUCAAGGGCCAGGGAACCGUCUGCACGGGCACGGUGAUCCAGGGAACCGUUGCUGUCAACGACAAUGUGGAACUGCCGCUGCUGGGAGAACGACGCAAAGUCAAAUCCAUUCAGAGAUUCAGGCAGCCGGUGGAGAGAGCAUCUCCUGGCGAUCGAAUCGGGCUGUGUGUGACCCAGUUCAAUGCCAAGCUCAUGGAGCGGGGAAUCAUCUCCCAGCCGGGUCACCUGCGACCCGUUUACGCCGUGUGCGUGAAGCUGCAGCCAAUCCGCUACUACAAGCAGACAAUCAAGUCCAGGAGCAAACUACACAUUAGUGUGGGUCAUGACACAGUCAUGGCCAGUCUAACGCUCUUCCGGGAUGAGGGAGCAUCUGCUGAGCUAGACCUCGGCAAGGAGUACGAGUAUGUAGAAGAACUGUCUCCGGCGGAUUUAAAGCCCACGGACAACAUCUUUGCACUGCUGCAGCUGGAAACACCAGUGCUGACUACGUUGGGAACCACUUUAAUUGCCUCCAAGCUGGACAUGGAUGCACACAGCAACAGCUGUCGCCUGGCAUUCUGGGGAAACAUCACGUGGCAGACGCAGAGCGUCAACUACGACAAGGAUUUCUUGCCCCAACUGCGUGUAUUCAAGCGAAAGGAGAAGCAGGGCAAUGUGCAACGUGUGGUUAAUCCGAACGAAAUCAUUGUACAGAAUCUUUUCAAGAAGGACGCCAAUCGUGACAUGUACGUGGGAAAACGAGUCCAUCUGUCAACCGGAGAAACUGGUUGCAUUGAACGCACGUUUGGCCAGACGGCAAAGGUGUGCAUUGUAUUCCGCGAUGGCUUGGAUGCUGCAACGCUAGAACAACUGAAGUCGGAGCACGCCAAGGAUGUGCGCGUGUUGCUGCAAUACAAGAAAUAUGUUUUUAAUAAACAGGCAGGCCUCAUUCAAUGACCUUUCCCCAUAUUAUU